AUGUCAUUAUCAGUCUCAUCCGUCGUCUCUUUCAUCUUUCGAUGCACAACAGACAACUAUCGAUAUCUUUACUUUCUUAUUUUGAUACCAAAUGCUUUAGUUAUCGUCACAUGGACAUGGAGACAUAAUCUAUCAGGAUUGUCAUGGUGGUCGAAUCAAGUAACCGCGACGAUCGUGGUCUUUGUUUACGUUACCAUAUUCUGUCACUUUGGUUGGAAUAGGAUCCAUCCUACGCUUGAUGGUUUGGUUCUAGGAGCAGUGGUACUACAUAUAAUUAUAUCGUUUCCACCUGAUGCGAUGUGUAAAGCGCUAGAUGAUUUAUGGGUUGACUGUAUUGAUUCCGAUUGUUGGUUACCGUCAUAUUCUUGGGUGGUGCUGCGUGAUGGACUACUGGUUUUAUGCAGCUUCAUCGGUGUCAUUGCCUUAAGGUAUUCUCUCACUCAUCCAGUUCAACUUUGUGAUCCGGCACCUUACGUCUUAAUCGAUGAACCACCACUCUCGAAUCUAUCGUCACAAAGAACUAGAAGCACAGACCAACAACAUUUAUAUGUGGUCACUCGACAUGUAUUGAUCAUACAGUUGGCACUAAACGCUUACGAAAUUGUGCAGUCUGUCACGGAAUAUCACGUAUCGUAUAAUCUCGAAGAAGCUGCGCGUUUAUUUCAGGCAAUUAAGAAUAUUGUCGAUUGGUCGACAAUUAAACUUCCUACUGCAACAGCUACUCGUGAUAAUGCCGCAGAAAUGAUUCAUCGUGAUGAACUGUAUGCUCGUCGUUUGCAUGCAGAGUUUCUUCAGGAAAGAGAACGAGCUGUGGUAAUAGAUCGGACACCGCAAGCCAAUCAGACCGCAAGCGCACAACAUCAACCUGUUGGUUAUCUAAAGAAUUGCGGUCAUCGAUGCGAUCUUCGUACGACUCAACGAUGUUGUACAUGUUCAGAUCGUCGACCACGAAGGCAAGGUAACACUUACGAAACAUAUGUUGAUGGCCAAGGAGUUGUAAAUUGUGCAGCCCGUAAUGAGUUCUAUUGUUCUACCUGCAAACGACAAUGA
Molecule: messenger RNA, 1050 nt
Organism: Adineta ricciae
Lineage: Eukaryota; Metazoa; Rotifera; Eurotatoria; Adinetida; Adinetidae
Source: the annotation of a GenBank genome assembly